AUGAAUCGUGGACGGUUUUUAGUAAACAUGGUUGAAGAAAGGGACAAAGAAAACAUCAGCCCUAGCUUACUAACCCAACCAGAUACUAGACAGGAGUUUGAACCAAUAAUACAAAAGGAGAGAGAUUCAUCUAACGAAACUCAUGCAGCCUUAUCCGUGGAUGGUAAAUCUAUUCCGAGCACAUAUAAACAACAGCAGGCUAGUACACCAAAUUAUUAUAUUUCACCAAUCCAAAGUGACCAAAGUGAUUUUGAUGACUCAGGUGAGGAUCCCAAUUACCAAUUGAUUAAUAAAAGUAAGACACUAUCUCAGAUCGUACCUUUUGGUUCAUUGCUGUCUUCAUCCAGCACCAGCAGUAGUAGCUCUAAGAGCUCAUCACGUUCUAAUAGCUCGUCAGACACGGAAAAUGAUAGUGCGCAUUUACAGCUUGACCCUCAAAGUACUACGGUAGCGGAAAUUAAUUGCCAAGAGCUCGUUAUAAAAGAAAAAAAGGGUAAAAAGAGGGUACGAAAACCAACGAUGUGGAAGUCGAAAGUUGCGAAAGUGCUGAGAAAUUCUGGUAAAGCCUACCAGUCUAUGUCAAAAUCAAAAUUACAAGUGCCAGAGAGAAAAGUCGGCCUCCCCUGUGGAGAAAAAUGUCGGCUAAAAUGUAAAGAUAAGAUCAAUGAAAUAUCAAGGCAACAGCUUUUUGAUGCAUUUUGGGGACUCGGCAAUCUUGAAAGGCAGAGAGAAUUUAUAGUGCGACACUCACAAAAAAUAAAACCUAAAUAUCGAUACUCAAGCACACAAGAUUUUAGAGCUCUUAACACUGCGUUUUAUUUUGAGGUUGCUGGAUCCAAAAUUAGAGUUUGCAAACCGUUUUUCAAAUCGACUCUCGGGAUGAGUUAUAAAGCUAUACAAACGGCACUUUCCAAGGUCUCUGAAUCAGGAGUCAUACAAGGAGAUUUGAGAGGAAAACACGGCCAUCAACCAACUAUUGAUCCACAAAUCAAACAGAGCGUUAUUGAUUUUAUAAAUUCUAUUCCAAAGAUUGAGUCUCACUACUUGAGAGCUCAAACGAAAAGACAGUAUAUUUCAAGUGAGAAAUCAUUGGCGGAUAUCUACAGAGAUUACAAACAACUUCGUGAAAAGGAUGGUUUAGCUAUUGCCACGUCUUCCACAUUCAACAAGAUAUUCAACACUGAAUUCAACAUUUCUUUUUUCGUACCAAAAAAAGAUCAAUGCAAUCUGUGCGAAAGGUAUAAGAAUUCAGACUCGGAAGAAAAACGCAACUUAAGCCAAGAGUAUGAACAGCAUCAGAAAGAAAAAGUUUUGGCAAGAAAUGAGAAAGAUAAUGAUAAAAGUAGGGCCGAUGGUACUAUCGUAGCAGUUUACGACUUGCAGGCAGUUUUGCAGAUUCCAAAGGGACAAAUAUCACUAUUUUUUUAUAAAUCCAGGAUCAACUGUUUCAAUUUUACCAUCAGCGAUUUAAGGGCAAAAGAAGUUAUGUGCUACUUUUGGGAUGAAACCGAAGGAAAGAGAGGACCUAUUGAAAUUGGCAGCUGCAUACUCGACUACGUUAAAGCUCAGACAAUCCAAUGUUGGAAUUCAAGCAAAAAGAAAAAGAUAUGGAAGCUUCUCCGAAGUUAUAAAAAGAAUGGUAUUUUAAAAAACUUCGGUCAGGCAAACCCACAGCGCACAAGGACCAAGAAAGAAAUAAUAAAAAUUAUAUCUAAACCAGUAAAGGUCAAUGGGUGA
This is a messenger RNA of Parnassius apollo (apollo), 1737 nucleotides long. Lineage: Eukaryota; Metazoa; Arthropoda; Insecta; Lepidoptera; Papilionidae. The record is from the annotation of a GenBank genome assembly.